Hyalella azteca is the source of this 1219-nucleotide messenger RNA. It is a transcript of the gene spn-A, whose product is annotated as DNA repair protein RAD51 homolog 1. The transcript is spliced from 8 exons. Bases 134 to 976 code for a protein of 280 amino acids. Gene Ontology annotation, molecular function: ATP binding; single-stranded DNA binding; double-stranded DNA binding. Gene Ontology annotation, cellular component: condensed nuclear chromosome. Gene Ontology annotation, biological process: reciprocal meiotic recombination; chromosome organization involved in meiotic cell cycle; DNA strand invasion. Lineage: Eukaryota; Metazoa; Arthropoda; Malacostraca; Amphipoda; Hyalellidae. The record is from RefSeq and is a predicted model, not a curated record.
GAAACGAGUCAGUCGUCUGGGGACGGCAGAGAAGCAAGUAUUCUGCAAGCUUGAAGCGUUGUGUUCAAAUCACUGCCGAGACGACCAGACGAGUAUCUAACAAAAGUAUUCCAUUGAAAAAUAAGGACCAGGGAUGUCAGCUCAACAGGAGCGUGCUAGCUCCUCAGGAGCGCAGCAGCAGACGCAGCAGGAGGACGAGCAGUGCGGACCCGUGCUCAUAGCCAGGCUCGAGCAACACGGCAUCUCAGCAAGUGACAUCAAGAAGCUGGAGGAGGCCGGCUACUGCACUGUAGAGGCCGUGGCAUUUGCCCCCAAGAAGAGUCUACUGGCCAUUAAAGGCAUCAGUGAGGCAAAGGCAGACAAGGUGAUGGCAGAGGCCGGCAAGCUCGUGCCCAUGGGCUUCACCACCGCCACAGAGUUCCACCAGAAGAGAUCUGAGAUCAUACAGUUAACUACAGGCAGCAAGGAGCUGGACAAGCUGCUAGGAGGCGGUAUAGAGACCGGCUCAAUAACUGAAAUUUUCGGGGAAUUUCGGACGGGCAAAACCCAGCUGUGCCACACCCUGGCCGUUACAUGCCAGCUGCCCCUGGAGAUGGGGGGCGGGGAAGGCAAGUGCCUCUAUGUCGACACGGAAGGGACGUUCAGACCGGAACGUCUGCUGGCGACGUCUGAACGCUACGGGCUGAACGGCGCCGACGUCCUCGAUAACGUCGCCUACGCACGGGCCUACAACAGCGACCAUCAGAGCCAGCUACUGGUGCAGGCCGCAGCCAUGAUGGCUGAAGCCAGUUACAAGUCUGUAAUACAAGCUGUAACUGUACCUGCAGGCUGUAACUGUAACUGUACUUGCAGGCUGUACCUGCGCAAGGGCCGCGGGGAGACGCGUAUCUGCAAGAUUUACGACUCGCCGUGCCUGCCUGAGGCCGAGGCCAUCUUCGGCAUCUAUGCCGACGGCAUCGGCGACUCCAAAGACUAGGCCUCUUGGAUGCCGAGGCCCGCGCCUCUUGGAUGCCGAGGACCGCGCCUCUUGGAUGGUGAGGACCGCGCCUCUUGGAUGCCGAGGACCGCGUCUCUUGGAUGCCGAGGCUCACGUCUCUUGGAUGCUGAAGACCGCGCCUAUUGGAUGCCGAGGCCCGCGCCUCUUGGAUGCUGAGGACCGCGCCUCUUGGAUGCUGAGGACCGCGCCUCUUGGAUGCCGAGGCCCGCGUCUCUUGGAUGC